This is a messenger RNA of Osmerus eperlanus (European smelt), 1540 nucleotides long. RefSeq names its product SOSS complex subunit B2-like. The record is from RefSeq and is a predicted model, not a curated record. Gene Ontology annotation, molecular function: DNA binding. NCBI's taxonomy places the organism in Eukaryota, Metazoa, Chordata, Actinopteri, Osmeriformes, Osmeridae. The transcript is spliced from 7 exons. Gene Ontology annotation, cellular component: SOSS complex. Bases 168 to 740 code for a protein of 190 amino acids. Gene Ontology annotation, biological process: response to ionizing radiation; double-strand break repair via homologous recombination; mitotic cell cycle checkpoint signaling.
AACCCGAUAAAACGAUGAGGAUCUUUUACAAGUUGAAGUGACAAUUUGUAUUACGGUGCCUUGUGUCAAAAUGUCCAUCUUCCGUUUGCUAACAGCUGAAGUUGGUUGAUGUGCUAAUUGGAUAGGCUACUUCUUUAAUUGUCUAGUUGGCUAUAGUCUCCCAAACCAUGACUGGAAUUCUACCGCACGAGAGCCUGUUCUUGAUUAAAGAUAUUAAACCAGGACUGAAAAAUAUAAAUACAAUCUUUAUUGUGUUGGAAAUUGGAAGGGUGUCAAAAACAAAAGAUGGCCACGAGGUUCGCUCCUGUAAGGUGGCGGAUAAAACCGGGUGUGUAUCUAUGUCGGUGUGGGAUGCCGUGGGAGGACUCAUCCAGCCGGGAGAUGUACUGCGACUCACACGCGGGUAUGCGGCGCUGUGGCAAGGUUGCCUGACUGUCUACACGGGUCGGGGUGGAGAUCUGCAGAAAAUCGGAGAGUUUUGCAUGAUCUUCUCAGAGGUGCCAAACUUCAGUGAACCCAAUCGGGAGGUUAUGGCGCAUAUUCACCAACUCAACAGACCCAGUGGAAUCUGUCACAAAUACACCUGUCAAUCAAAACUUCACCUCUGCCCCCGCCCUGACAUACUCGUCCAAUGGAAGCUCGCCGCUGUCCCGGGACCUGUCAUAUGGAGAGUCAGGAGUUACCGGGCAUGGCCAAGGGAGCCCCGGCUCUUCCCCCAAGAGUGCAGUUGGUGUUCGUAAUGCAAGAGACCCUCGCCGGGCACUAAAAAGAAAGAGGUGAAAGUAGUGUCACUAUGCCAAACUGAUAGGCCGAUAUUAUCUUGAUGUUCUUUUGUGCUUUACCGUUUGUGAACACUAGAUGGCGUCCGUGUACAACUCGGAAUUGUUUUUUGUUUUUUUUUCUCGUGUAAAAUAGUUUGAAGGGCUGCGAGUGAAGUGACGAUAAAGUCGGCUAAAGAGGUGUCAUAGCACUUACUAAUUAAACCGCAUCCAAAGGAACAUCUUCACUCAUUUUCACGUUACUGUGUCCCAUCUCUACAUUCUCUGUUCAAUGUAGGACAUCAUUUGUUGACUGCAGCGACACUGAGACCAAGAAAAAAAAUCCUAUAGGACACAAAGUAGGCUAUAUUGUAUCGUAUGACUUUAAAUCUACAAUUGCGUAGCACAACUAAGUAUAAGCAAACCAAAGGACUGUGACUCCCGGUUAAUCUGACAACCUGUUUUUAUAUGAUUCAUGAAUAUUCCCAUGGUAUUAACUCCGCGUUUACUGGACCAUUAUUGCAUGUGAAAGGAGUUACCCAGGGAUGGAGCUUAUUGGAUUCGAAACUAAUAUCACAUCAAAGGCUAUCUGGGGGUACUUUUCCAUAGCGGCAGUGAACUCGCUAAUGAUGUGUGGAGAUUAGGCCUCCUGCCUGGUGGUCUGAGGUUUUACUUUUAACCCCACAUUGAAAUUCUUUUAAUUCUUUGCUAAUUUAUUGUAAAUAAAAAGACAGACGUAAUUAAUCCCGAUGAUUACAAAUGCAAUAAAGGUUCAUACUUUU